Adineta ricciae is the source of this 762-nucleotide messenger RNA. Lineage: Eukaryota; Metazoa; Rotifera; Eurotatoria; Adinetida; Adinetidae. The record is from the annotation of a GenBank genome assembly.
AUGUCUGCUACAAAUGAUCUUGGCCAAUGGUAUAAGAGUAUACCUAAGAUAACACGAGUUUGGUUUACUGCUUCAAUUGUCGUCUCUUUCGCACCACGAUUAGGCUUAGUUCGGCCACAUAAUUUAAUCUUAUUAUUAACUCCGAUUAUCAAAAAUUUCCAAAUUUGGCGAUUAUUAACUGCUGUACUCUUUUAUCCAGUGGGGUUUAAUCUUCUGAUAAAUUUAUUUUUCAUCUAUCAAUAUAGCACUCGUCUUGAGACAAGUACAUUCAACGGAAAACCAGCAGACUAUGUAUUUUGCUUAUCAUUCCUUUGGCUAUGCAAUGUUAUUGUCGGAAUCAUUCUUACAAUGCCUGUCUUGAUGGAUGGAAUGAUCUUGAGUGUAAUGUACAUUUGGUGUCAAUUGAAUAAAGAAACCAUGAUGUCAUUUUGGUUCGGUAUGCAAUUCAAAGCAAUGUACAUGCCAUGGGUGAUCAUGUUAUUCAAUUGGAUUAUGACUGGAUCAUUUUUAACACAAUUAUGUGGAAUUGUUGUUGGUCACCUUUACUUUUUUCUCGUAUUUAAAUAUCCACAAGAUUUCGGUGGUGCGCGAUUACUUCAAACUCCAAGUUUCUUAUAUCGUUAUUUUCCAAAUGAACAAACUGGAAUCAGUGGAUUCGGCUCAGCACCCAUUCCACGUCAACAACCAGGUACUGCUGAUGCCAAUGCAAAUGCCGGUCGACGAAUUUUCGGUGGUCAAGGCCACGUACUUGGUGAUCGUUAA